Molecule: messenger RNA, 1537 nt
Organism: Populus nigra (black poplar)
Lineage: Eukaryota; Viridiplantae; Streptophyta; Magnoliopsida; Malpighiales; Salicaceae
Product: probable galacturonosyltransferase-like 3
Exons: 1
Coding region: 74-1114 (346 amino acids)
Cellular component (GO): Golgi apparatus
Molecular function (GO): glycosyltransferase activity
Source: RefSeq, a predicted model, not a curated record
CCCCCAGCCAACUAUCUCCUCUUAUCAUCAUCUCCUGUCGCCACCAUAGUCCAUACACCUAGUUUCAAACACCAUGUCAAUCCUCUGCAUUUUUCUCUUUCUAACCACCGUCGUCGUCUCCGUAAAGAGCUUACCAAACGCAGAACUUCCUGCGUUUAGAGAAGCACCGGCAUUUCGAAACGGCAGAGAAUGUCCCAAAAAGACAUGGCCUUCAUCAUUCAACAACCUCAACCACCACCACCACGAUCCUUCUAUAAUUCACAUCGCAAUGACACUCGAUGCCACCUACCUCCGUGGCUCCGUAGCCGGAGUCCUCUCCGUCCUCCAACACGCCGCCUGUCCUGAACACAUAGUCUUCCACUUCAUCGCCACUCACCGCCGAGCCGACCUCCGACGCACAAUCACCUCCACAUUCCCUUACCUAACCUUCCAUCUCUACCAUUUCAACACUGAUCUGGUCAGAGGAAAAAUAUCCUCUUCCAUUCGCCGAGCUCUGGAUCAACCGUUGAAUUACGCGCGAAUCUACCUCGCCGACCUCUUACCGUUCACAGUGAGGAGAAUCAUCUACUUCGAUUCUGAUUUAAUCGUGGUCGAUGACGUGGCAAAAUUAUGGAACAUCAAUCUAGGUGCACACGUACUUGGCGCACCAGAAUAUUGCCAUGUUAAUUUUUCUUAUUAUUUUAACUCUCGGUUUUGGUCGAGUCCAGUGUAUGCGACAUCGUUUACGGGGAGGAGAGCGUGCUAUUUUAACACGGGGGUGAUGGUGAUAGAUUUGCGAAAAUGGAGAGAAGGGAAAUACACUGAAAAAUUAGAGUACUGGAUGAGAGUACAGAAGAAGAAUAGGAUUUACGAGUUGGGUUCAUUGCCUCCUUUUUUGCUUGUUUUUGCCGGCGACGUGGAGGGCGUCGAGCAUAGAUGGAAUCAACAUGGGCUUGGAGGCGAUAAUCUUGAAGGGCUGUGCAGGGAUUUGCAUCCCGGUCCGGUAAGUUUGUUACAUUGGAGUGGUAAGGGCAAGCCUUGGCUCAGGUUGAACUCUAAAAGACCGUGUCCGUUGGAUUCUUUGUGGGCACCUUAUGAUCUUUAUCGCCAUCCCACCUUGUUUUGUGAUACCUAGCUAGGUUUGGUUGAUGGUGCUGUGAUCUUGAUGGUAGGACAAAGGUUGAAAUGUGAGGAUUUUUGUCAGGUCUAUCGUUGAGACCUAAGGGGGUUACGGCCGUUAAAAGAAAUUUGUUAACGGCUGUGAUUUUGUGGAAAAUGGAGCGUUCAAUUACUUUGAAAAUGCAGAGAAAAAGUGGGAUCUUCGGUUGUUUGUCAUGGUGAUCCGAGAAAGAUGAUGAUUGGCUGCGUGGAUAAAGGAAAAGCUAGGUGGUGGAGGGUUUUUUUUUUUUUUUUGAAGUAGGUUUUCUUUGAAGAUUAUGGAAAAUCGCUUUCAAAGAGUUUUUGGUCUUGCUUUUGUACAGUAUAAUAAUAAUAGAAAGUAAAAGGGGUAUGGUUAAAUACCAAUAAGGGACCUCCACCUACUACAUUGUUUGAUUAA